Molecule: messenger RNA, 2757 nt
Organism: Zychaea mexicana
Lineage: Eukaryota; Fungi; Mucoromycota; Mucoromycetes; Mucorales; Lichtheimiaceae
Exons: 2
Coding region: 155-2419 (754 amino acids)
Biological process (GO): regulation of transcription by RNA polymerase II
Cellular component (GO): nucleus
Molecular function (GO): DNA-binding transcription factor activity, RNA polymerase II-specific; RNA polymerase II cis-regulatory region sequence-specific DNA binding
Source: RefSeq, a predicted model, not a curated record
GCCACCACAAACGGGGUGAGUAUGAAGUAAUAGGGAAAAAUAUAAGAGGACCAAGUCUGCUUUAAAGUAAUAUAUAUAACUCACACACACACGUCCUAUAUAACCCUUUGGUACACACUAUCAUGUUCAACAGCAACAAAGAACCAAGAACACAAUGGCACGAGUGCAUCUCUUUGCCGCCGAAAGUAGCAAUCGACGACGAUCGCAUCAAGAUCCAGAGUUGGCACGACUUGUCAAACAGUCGUCACCACCACCACCAGUACCUACGAUAGUACCGCCAGCUGUAGAAGAGACCAAUGUUGCGUUGGACAUUACGGCAUCGCCAACACCCACAACACCCCACAAAGAAAUAGCUUCACCAUUGACAACAACAGCAACUACAGCAGCAGAAACGUCAGAUUCUAAUAGUGAGUCAGUGUCUGCCACAACAACUGCGGCCGACACACUGGCUACUUUGACAGCCAUUUUACAAAACGUGCAACAAGCUGCCGCUGAAGCAAGUCAGAAUAAUGGGGAUUUGAACGACGUUGUUAAUGUGGUUGCAGCUCAUUUGACCUCCAAGCCAGAUUCUCUCGAGGGUUUAAAGGAGAAAACAUAUGAGCAGCAACAGCAAUUAUUACAAAGUCUCUUGUCGACUACUGUUGCUACAACCUCCUCCUCUUCAUCAUCACCGACGACGACGACGACACACACGGUUACGUCCUCUACAUCUGAAGAAAACAAUGAACAUCAUCAUCCGCAAGAGAGGAAAAAAUCAACGGAAUGGAUUGAUCAAGCAACGGCAGCAACAGCUCUUCAAAUGUUGGGAUUGUCCCAUCAAGAAGAAGGGGAUAGUCAGGACAAGGAGAUAUUGUCGUCAGACAACCAUGAGGACAUUAAGCAUCCGACAGACGAUAGCUUAAAGGAGGAACAUCAUCAUCAUCAUCAUCAGCAGCACAUGAAUGACAGCAAUGUCAUGCUUAUUGCCAACUAUCCCGGUCUGUCGCAAGCAGCUGUUGACGCACUUGAGUUACAGCAUCAGAGUAGCGAUGAUCAGGACUACAAACGUGGCAGCUGGACUCAAGGAGAAGAUGAUCUACUCAUCACGGGGAUUAAGCGCUUUGGGUAUGGUCGAUGGAAGGAGAUUGCGAGCAUGAUCCCGGGUCGCAAAGGGAAACAGCUGAAGCAGCGAUGGGACAAUUCAUUGUCGAGCAAAUACGUGGAUACGGAAUGGCUGCAAAACAAGAUAAGGGAGCAGAAAGAAGACGGCGAGUGGCAGCAUGAUAUUGACGUGGAAGGCUCAGCGCCUCCAUCGCCAAGUCUACAUAGUAACAAUAACACCCUUCAUCAUCACCAUCUUCAUCACCAAGACGAUCUUCACCACCACCACCACCAUCAUCAUCAUCAUCAACAACAGCACCACCACGACGACGACAACAACAACAACAACAACCAGCAUGAUAGUAUCGGCAACAGCGCAUUUGAUUUUGUGCAAAAAAUCACCGAGAAAGCAAAAGAAGGCAAUCAUGAAGCCAUCGAGGCCUUAAUCUCACAAGCGCUCCUAGGCACCAUCAAUUCUGCAGCGGCAGCAGUAGCGUCCACUUCCUCCGACACCCUCGCCUCCCCAUCCUCUUCUUCAGCAACUGACACUAAUAAUAACAAUAAUACCGUCGACUCACAACCCGCACUUAACUUUGCAGAUGCCGCGGCAUUGGCCUUGUAUGCACAGCAGCAAUACAACAGCAACACAACGACCGCCCGUCGUGAAGACGAUGAAAACAACAACAACAACACUACCGACUCACCUUCCUCUAACUCGUCCCCAUCCAACACAUCCCUCUCCAUUCUUGCCAACCAUCCCUAUUUCCUCUCCAAUCCAUUUGCACAGGCCGGCGGUAGCAACGACAAUGCAGCAGCGGUAGCAGCUGCCGUGGCUGCCAUGGCGACCAGCCAACAUUUCCAGAUACCAUCCACCACAACAAGCAGUCCUAGUACUACUACUACACCCUCGAACGAACACCCCGCAUUAUCAUCCUCCUCCACCAACGACAACAGCAACACACGGACAGCAACAGUAGCAGGGCCGAAACCAGCACCGCGUGCUACGCCAGGUCACAAACGUCGACGGUCCGAUCCUGCGCUUGCAGACACGCAGUCGGCGGCCAUGUCCAUCUAUGCCUCAGCUGCACCCAUCACGACCACGAUCAACGACCAAACACAAACCGUGUAUCCAUGUCUGUUUCCGAACUGUGGCAAAACAUUUGCUCGUCUCUACAAUCUCAAAAGCCAUUCACGAACACACACCGAUGAUCGUCCGUUCAUAUGUUCUGCGUGUCAGACUGCAUUCAGUCGGAACCAUGAUUUGAAACGACAUGCCAAGAUACACGGAGGUGACAAACCGCACAAAUGCUUGGGCUGCAACAAAACAUUUUCUAGGUAAAAAACAUCUUUUUUUUUUCUUGCUUUUGGCAAAGCGUCGUGUUGUUGUUGUUGUCCUCCCCUAAUUCUUGAAACUUUGUGGUUUUUUUUUAUAGAUUGGAUGCUCUCAAACGGCACAAGAGUAAUCAACGAAACAAAGCAACAUGUCUGGCACCAUAAAGACUACUUUUUUAAUAGCCCACAUUCAUCCCACCCACUACCCGAAAAAAAAGAAAAAGAAAAUAAUCUUAUAAGCAUUCUGCAUACAUCUUUCUAUAGCACACACUUUUAUUCAAUACUUUCUCUCUCUCUCUCUCUCUCUUUUGUUCAUUAAAAACAUUGCAUUCUGACUUAAAAGAA